AUGACCUACCAGCAUUCCUCUGGUACACUCGACGGUCAUGCUUUUGAGGAUUCGUCUCUCUGUAUGGACAUGAUCCAAGGAGGCGCUGUAACUGCGGCGCACGCUGAGGAUUACAAGGAGUACAAAGGCGAGUGUGAUGACGCCCAUAAUCCGUACCCGACUGAAGGGUCUUACCACUUCAACUCCUUCAAUCAACACGAUAAUAACUUCAUCGUCCACUACGCCAUCAUGCCUCCGUCUCUCCAGCUCACACAAGACCCUGCUGUCUCUGUUUCUUCACCCCCCACCCUUGCGUCCAUGCUACCGGAUGCUGACGGGAAAAUCCUCGCACACAUGCAGGUCUUCACCUUGGUUAAGGAGCAGACCACAGACAAAGAGCUGUUCCGUCUCGACAUCGACCACAACAUAGAGUUUAGCAGCAAGGAUUUGCUAUCCUAUACCGACUUUCGCAACGUACUGCGCUACAAGACACAAGCUGGCUAUUUAAAGACCCAGUUUUUCAGGGUUUGUCUCCUCUCUGAGAUAGAGCAAUACAAAGCACCUAUAAAUAAUAUCGUUCUGUCGCGGCUGGCUAAGCCUGAGCAAGAGACCACGCAUAAGAGUAUCAUGACGCAGAUCAAAUGGAUCGUUGACGAUGACUCUCUGCACCAGGCCUUGCAGAAGUACUAUUUAGAACAGCUGAGCCUAAAACAGUCGAAGUCCAAUGAUCUUAGCCGACUCAUUGUCCCCGGGUCUACUGAUUUCUGCACGAGGAUUCCGUGCGGGGAGCUGGACCCACAAGCACGGAAUUCAAGCAAUCCCUCGCGACUGCGAUUAGCUGUGGUGAGGUUUACCAAGACCCAAGCUCAGAAUCUGGGAAUUGAAAAGGACUCGGUAGAGCACAAAUAUUACCUGGAGGCCAUGUCCAAGAAACGCACGCACACCCGCAGCACGACAGAAACUGGGCGCUACAUGGGUGAAUGGCUGCGCGGUGACUUUAGAUUGUACGAUGACGUGCUAAUGCAGAACAACAAGAACAACCUGUACAAGUUAAAAAACUCUACAAUCCAGGACAACGACCACAUCAAAUUUAUUUCCAAUUUCAAUGACUUCGCUGUUCCCCGGUCACUGGGAUACGUAACGGUUCGCAGUAGCGUAACUUCCCAAUUUCUGGACUUUGUAAUAGACUUUCAGCAGGCAUGUGCAAAGACCCAGUUGCCGCCGCUUAAGGUGCUGGCCCAGAUGCCGGACUACGCAGACUUUUAUCACACGUGUGUAGAGCCGUUGCUGAAGGACUCUCGGCCACUUCCCCCCACAAACCAAGCUAAUCCCAAACAGCCCUGA
Molecule: messenger RNA, 1323 nt
Organism: Giardia duodenalis
Lineage: Eukaryota; Fornicata; Diplomonadida; Hexamitidae
Exons: 1
Coding region: 1-1323 (440 amino acids)
Source: RefSeq, a predicted model, not a curated record